UAAUUAUUUUUAGGUCUGUCAAAGCCUUUCAGGAGCUACUCUAUGUGAAUCCCGACUUCCAACGAGCAAAUGAAGUUCAUGUUCGUCUCGGUUUUAUGUUUAAAGUGAUUGGAGAUUAUGAGAAAUCUCUGAAACAUUAUAAUUUAGCAUUACUUGAUCAAACGUCAUCGUGUACUUUUACAACAUUAGAAAUUAAAUUUCAUAUUGCACAUUUGUAUGAAGUACAGAACAACUAUAAGAAAGCAAAAGAAGGAUAUGAGCAGUUGCUUGGUGAUAAACAGCUGACACAGCAACUGAAAGCGGAUGUUUUUAGACAAUUGGCAUGGAUGCUUCAUUGCAUUGAUUCAUUAGGUGAAAAACGGCAACGUGAAACUAUAGCUAUCAAUUGUCUUCAAAAAUCAAACGAAUCAGAUCCAAAAUCAGGUCAAUCACUUUACCUUCUUGGACGUUGUUUUGCUGGCGUAAAUAAAGUUCAUGACGCUUUUAUAGCGUACAGAAAUUCAGUUGAAAAGAGUGAAGGAAACGCAGACACAUGGUGCUCUAUAGGAGUACUUUAUCAGCAACAAAAUCAGCCUAUGGAUGCGCUUCAAGCGUACAUAUGUGCCGUACAAUUAGAUAAAAGUCAUUCAGCUGCUUGGACAAAUUUGGGAAUUUUAUAUGAAUCGUGUGGACAGCCACGUGACGCUUUUGCUUGCUAUUUAAACGCAACAAAAGGUGAUAACAACAACUCAAAAGAGAUUCAAAACGUGUCAAUUACUUCCUCAUCGAGUAGUUUAAAAAAUUGUGUUACGACGAGUGGAGGAAAGCCACAAAGUUUAACGCAGAGAAUUAAAUUCCUGCAACAACAUCUGUCGCAGGCUCCUAUGCCAUCAAUCACAUCGAAACGUCGCCAGUUACCUUCAAUAGAGGAGGCCUGGAAUCUUCCGAUAUCGAAUGAAAUGAGCUCGCGACAACAGCAAAAUCAGCAAAGACAGCAGCAAUAUCAGAAAGGGUUUGGUCAGCAAGCUAAUGUAGCUGCUCCACCACCCUACCCAUUACAGGCGGGGAAUAAUGCUAUACCAGCAAAGAGAUUUAAGCCUGGUGAGGAACCGGUGCCCCAACAACGUCCACCGUUUUAUCUCACUCAGCAGCAACUUCAGAUGUUACAUGUUCUUCAACAGACAAGAAAUCUUACGCCACAACAGCAAAAUGAUUUGCAACAACUUACACAUCACUGUAAGUUGAUGCAGCAACAUCAACAACAGCUUAGAUUACAACAAGCACAAUUAAGAGCUGGAACUGGACCUGUACGACCUGGACAACCUCAACAAUUUCCUCAAGGACAAGGAAAUUUCCCACCACAGCAACAACAUCCAGGAAAUAGAACUCCACAAGGUGGAACAACAGCUCAAACUGGCUUUGUGAACGAUGGAAACUUUUCUCCAGCAACUGGGCAUACUCAGCAGACAGCUGGCAUGCCAUUUAAAUCUGCUGGUGGAUUCCAACCACAACCAAUCACAGCAGUUGGAAAUAAUCAAGAUUUGAAUGUUAGUGAUCAAGAACUUCAAGCAUUGUUAUCUCAGCGCGAUCUCACAACAACUUUCGCUGAGAAUAUUUUGAAGCAAUUUGAAAAUGAAGAUCCAAUUGAUUCAAAGACGAAACUUCAUGAAUCAUUAAAUGUUGAUGCAAUGAACAACAAUCAAAGAAGCUUAAAAUCACCGACAAUUAAAUGUGAAGCUACAUCAACUGUAGUAACACAAGCACUGCUUAAUAAGCAUGAUAUUAAGUCGGAACCGGUUGUGAAGAUUGAGAAACUGAUUGAGUACAACGAUAAGAUUCAAUUUAAUAAUCGAAUGUCAGCGAAAGAGAUUUAUGAGGCGGUGAAAUCUGGUGAUGUAACCGAAUGUCCAGCAACGUGUUCGAUUUUGGCACCUGAUACACCACCACCCACUCCACCUGAGAUUCCACCUCAGAAAUUAUUGCGUGAGCAACUUCAACCACCAACACCAUCAGUAUUUUUAGAGAAUAAAAAGCACGCGUUUAGUCCACAAUUACAAGAGUUUUGCUUAAAGCAUCCAAUUGCAGUUGUUAGACAAAUGGCGUCAGCUUUAAAAUUAGAUUUAGGAUUAUUCUCUACCAAAUCACUCGUUGAGACGAGCCCUGAGCAAUCAUGUGAAGUUCGAACACAAUUAAAUCAAUCAGCUGAUGAGAAUUGGGAUCCGCAACAUAAAGAGAAGGUGUGGGGUUGUGUAUCACAUCGAUCACAUACAACCAUUGCAAAAUAUGCUCAAUAUCAGGCGUCAAGUUUUCAGGAAAGUCUCAAGGAAGAACGUGACAAGAAUUCAACGAUUGCAAUAAUUCCCAACUCCGAUUCAGAUUCGAAAGACUCGUUUACGAAUGGUUCGAAUGGAAAGAAGACAAAGAAGCUGAAAAAUGGAGCGAAAAUGUUAAAGUUCGGCACAAAUGUCGAUCUAUCUGAUGAGAGAAAGUGGCGCGCACAGUUGAAUGAGUUACAAAAGCUGCCACCAUUUGCUCGUGUCGUUUCAGCAUCAAAUAUGUUAUCACAUGUUGGUCAUAUGAUAUUGGGAAUGAAUACCGUACAACUUUAUAUGAAAGUGCCCAACAGUCGAACGCCGGGACAUCAAGAGAAUAAUAAUUUCUGUUCAAUUAAUAUAAACAUUGGACCGGGUGAUUGUGAAUGGUUUGCCACGCCUGACUCGUAUUGGGGUGGAAUUCAAGCGCUUUGUGAGAAGAAUAACAUAAAUUAUCUUCAUGGAAGUUGGUGGCCGGGACUUGAGGACCUUUAUGCAGCUAACAUUCCAGUUUAUCGAUUUACUCAACGUCCUGGUGAUCUUGUUUGGGUUAAUGCUGGAUGUGUGCAUUGGGUGCAAGCAAUUGGAUGGUGCAAUAAUAUUGCAUGGAACGUUGGGCCACUUACAGCACGUCAAUAUGAACUUGGCGUUACACGUUAUGAGUGGAACAAAUUAGAAAGCUACAAAUCAAUUGUCCCAAUGGUCCAUUUAAGUUGGAAUCUAGCAAGAAACAUCAAAGUAUCUGAUCCUAAAUUGUUUGAUUCAAUCAAGAAUUGCAUGCUACAAACUCUCAAACAUUCAAUACAAAUUCUUGAGUAUGUGAAAACAAAGAACAUCGAUGUGAGAUUCCAUGGUCGUGCUAAGAACGAAGCUUCGCACUAUUGUGGACAAUGCGAGGUUGAAGUGUUUAACAUUCUUUUCAUUCGUGAACAAGAGAAACGUCAUGUGGUUCAUUGUAUGGGAUGUGCCAGGAAACAGUCGCCGUCACUUCAAGGCUUCGUAUGUUUGGAAGAAUAUAAAUUAACAGAGCUCAUGCAAAUUUACGAUGCAUUUGUACUUCAUCGUCCAGCACCUCAACCGAUGUUCAUGCCUCCACCUCAAACACCUCAACCAAUCAUGCAACAUCAGCAAGUUCCAUCCGUUUCAUAAAUUAUUUUACAUACGAAAACAAAAACAAAUAAAAUUACAUAAAAUUAAAGCAGAAGAAGAAAAGAAAGGACCACGAUGUAAGAAUAAAAGAAAAUGAAGAAAAAAAAUGUGCAAAAUGAAAAACGAUUACCUCAGAAUUUUUCUACCAACAAACGAAGAAAGAAAGAUAAAAAAGAAAUCUAACAAAAAAUGAAAUGCGGCAGGAAGUUAGAAACUAGAAAGCUUCACUGUAGAAAUUCUUCAAGUAAAUCCAAUUCGACUGUGUUCAUCCAACAAAAGCAUGAAAUUUCAAGGACUUUUAGUUUUCCGGCUUAAUUUAUAAAAAAAAGAACGACUUUAUGUUAUUUUUAACUUUUUCACAUUUCCUGAAGCAAGAUUAUGAAUUUCUUGCUCUCAUCAAAAGUUAACAAGACUAAAGAAAGAAAAAAUCAUUUUUAUCGUUUGCUAAAUAAACCAAGAGAGAAAAUUAUUAAAAAAAAUAGAAUGUAAGUAAAAAUCGUCAUUUUUUCUACUUAAACACUGCAUAAAAAAAAAGAAACUCGAAAACAAGAAAAAAGAACAGCCUUUAAAUGAAUUUUCCUUGUCGUGCCUCAAAACAAAAACUUAUCAAAGAAACCUUAAUGAAGAUUGAAAAACGUUUUCAUAAAACGUUGAGAGGUGAAAAUUCAAGAAAAAAGAUUUUCUAUGCUUUCAUUAAAAUGUCGAUGAUAAUGAAAAAGAGGUCACAUUUAGAUAUUUUUACCGUGGGAAUUUAUUUUCUCGUUCAUUUAUUUGUUCUUUGACAUACAUAUAAAAAAAAAUUAGGCGCUGUGCGUCGAUGACUGUCUGAAUUAGAAGAACUUCAGUCAUUUACAGAAUGGCUCCGUCAUAUUAUUGUGUUCGUUUAUUCUUGUACAUAAGAUUACAUUUAAAAUAAUAUCAUGUUGCAUAAAGAAAAACAAGAAGAAGAAAACCACCGCUUUUGAUAAGAUGAGAAGAAUCGUGAAGGGUUGAAGAUUUGUAAAUUUAUCAUGAAUACGAAUGGAUCUCACACGAGGAUGAAGUCACUUCUGUCGCUUAAAAGUGAUUAGAAGUGAAAUCUUUCAUACCAUUUUUUUAUUUUAAAUUUUAUUUUAUCUGUAGAUGUCUUUAAAAGAUAAAUAUAAAUAAUUGGCGUACACUUGAGAUGAAGCUUCUUUCAAUUAGAUUAAAAUUCAAUCAUAAUAAUAAUAAUAAUGAUGAUAAUUUAUUAUAAAAUUUUGAUGCUUCACUCAACAUGAACACACGAGACUUAACAAUUCCAUCAAUAAGUAAACAACAUCAACUUUAUUUCGUUUUUUUAUUACGUAAAAGAGGAAGAAAAAUAAAAUUAAUUCACAAAAGGUGCUCAUUUAGUUUUUAAUGGCAAAUUAUUCUGCCAAUCUCCGUCUUGAAAUAGUUUAUUAAUUGUGUAACUUUUUACGCUUUUCUUCUGACUUUGUAUUGUUUUAAAUUCAUCGUGUAAAUUUUUAAAAGGAAAGAAGAAAAAGGACGGAAAGGAACAAACAGAAAAAAACCAAAUUUUCUUUAAGUUAAAAAACAAAACGAAAAAAAAAAACAAUUAAAAGUUGAAAAAGGGAAUGUUGAGGGCUUUGUUGAUUAAAAUUGUGUGCAAGUGAGCAAUUUAAGAAAAGCUCGAAAUUGUGUAGGAUUUUGUUGUUUACGUCAAAAGCUCGAUUAAUUGUUCACGUAAGUGAUGUUAUACACUACGUUACGUACGUAAGGUUUUAGCAUGAAAGCAGACGUAACAUAAGAAUCCUACAUAAUUAAUGAAAAUGAAUGCUGUAGUUGUUCUAAGAAUGUUUAACUCAUAAUCGGCUAAAUAAAAAAUAUUGGAAUAAACUUUCAAUCAACUACGGACAUAUUCAAAAUUUAUUCUCUCUAAUUAAUUCGAUUCUAUAAAACAAAACAAAGAACCUUUAUUGGAUAAAUAAAUUCUUAGACGUUGAGAAAAAUUGUAGGAAAAAUUAAAAAUGCAAAAACAAAACGAUGAAAAACCAGUUAUUCACUGCCAAGAAAAUGAAUGUAAUAACAAUAACAAAAAAUCUUUCCGGACUCGGCUGGCCCUCGAUUGGCUUCGAUUGAGUGAAGGAGUUGUAAUCGGUAAAGUAGAAUGCAUUGUAACUUAAGGAAAAUUUCGGUGGAAAGCUCUAUGGCGACCCCAUUUCUUUGUAGAUUUAUCUCCCCAAAAAAAAUUAUGUUUUUUAUGUAACCUGUAAAAUAUGAUUGAUUUGAUUGUAAUCAACGUUUUCUUAUUAGUUAAAAGAAAUUUUUUAUUUUAUGCUCUAAAAGCGUGUCGAGAACAUGUUUUAGUGUUACAAAUUUCAUAAGUUAAGUUAUAGUUUUAAUUUGAAUUUCUCUAUCGAUAAAAUUUAAAUAAGUGAUAAUUGAAUAAGUCUCCUAGUUUCGAUUUAGAAUGUAUUUUAGAUUUCAAUUUUGAUUUGUGAAUAUUAGGUAUUCUCGCGAACGACGUUUAAUGUUUAAGUAAAUAAAAAUUCUAUUAUUGAAAAAAAAAUUAAAAAAAAAUUAUGAACAUACUUAAUUAAUCCCAAACUUCACUACAUUUAUUCGAAACCGUUUUGUGACGUAAUUAAACACAUUUAAAAGAAAAAUAAUUUCAUGAAUACAGAUGAAUGAUGAAAAUGAUCAGCAAUAAAAUGCAAACAACAAAAUAUUUUGAAAAACCAAAAAAAAAAACUUAUUUUAUUAUUCCUUUGUUCAUUCUACUCCCAGGUAGAUUUCUAGAUGCUAAACACAAGAAAGAAUUAAAUCCCAACAUGAUAAAGCAAAGGUAGGUAAUUAAGUUUAAUUAUUGUUUAUAAACAUCUGAGGUAUUCAUUUAUUAACAGUGGUUGGUAAGACGUACUUGAAACCAAAUUACGGUUGAUUCAUUUUAAUCGAAGUUUUAAAUAUAAAAAGAACAAGGAAAGG
This is a messenger RNA of Clunio marinus, 6389 nucleotides long. Lineage: Eukaryota; Metazoa; Arthropoda; Insecta; Diptera; Chironomidae. The record is from the annotation of a GenBank genome assembly.